This is a messenger RNA of Cooperia oncophora, 1293 nucleotides long. NCBI's taxonomy places the organism in Eukaryota, Metazoa, Nematoda, Chromadorea, Rhabditida, Trichostrongylidae. The record is from the annotation of a GenBank genome assembly.
AUGUCCGAGGCCUGGGUUACACUCGCUACUCAUGAUGGCUAUGCUCAAGGAGCGCUGGUUUUAGCGCACUCACUGAAAGCUGUGGCAACCACAAAGAAACUUCAUUGCAUGCUCACAAAUUCGGUGUCUCCUAGCCUUCGUGCCGAAUUAGCGGCGCAAUUCGAUGAAGUGUCUUAUGUAGAUGUCUUGGAUAGCAAUGAUCAGGAAAACCUUGCCCUGAUCGAGCGACCUGAUCUUGGUUGCACAUUCACGAAACUUCACUGCUGGCGAUUGACACAAUACACGAAGGCUGUAUUCUUGGACGCCGAUACAAUGGUCCUACAGAACGCCGAUGAACUCUUUGAACGGCCCGAAUUCUCAGCUGCAGCCGAUAUCGGAUGGCCAGAUUGCUUCAACAGCGGUGUUUUCGUCUACGUGCCUAGCAUGGAAACCUACCGUCGUUUGCUGGCGUUUGCCAUCUCGCAUGGCUCGUUCGAUGGAGGUGACCAGGGCCUUCUGAAUGAGUUCUUCGCUGGUUGGCGCGACUGGCCCGCAAUCCAUCGACUUCCAUUCAUCUACAACAUGACAGCCGGCUCAUUUUACUCGUAUGCGGCUGCUUUCAAAAGGUUUGGUGCUUCUACGAAAAUUGUGCACUUUAUCGGUGCUGACAAACCAUGGCAUGGAAGUUCAGGAGCCCAAGGUGCUCACCUAGAAAUGUGGAGACAAAUUCAUCAGCAAAGUGUUGCUGCUCAUACGUCGUCAUCAUGUCAGCCAACUUCGUCUGUUCCAUCGUCAACGACGUUCUCACCGCCGAUGCCGCCGCCAUCUAUAGAAGCUCAACAUCAUCAUUCAACACCCAACCAGACUUCCUCGUCAUCAUCGUUUAGCCAUACUCAUCACUGUAAAUCGCUUGAUUCUCAUCAUCAUCAGCAGCAGCAACAUCACGACGAUCAUGGAAUGACGUCGCAUGUGCCUGAACCACAGCCUGAACAGCAAUGUUUUCAGCACGUUACGCAGAAUUUAGGUAGCAAUUUGGUUUCUGAUCGUGCGAUGUGUGUAGAUGUAGUAUCGCAUGCGUUCGUAGAACAGUCCCUUAGUGACGAUGAAGAAUCGACAAGCCAUUUCACCGAUGGCGAGGUGGUGGCGAUUAUUAGUGAGGGAUGCUCAGGCCAAGGUGACUGUGCUCAACAAAAGACUCCAUCACCGAGUGAAGAAGAAAGACUCCGUGCUUGGGAGUCCGGUCAUCCGGAUUUCAUGGGCCGUGACGCGUUCGCCAAUAUUCAAGCGGCGCUCGAUCGUGCUCUUCAGGAGUGA